UUUUGUUUCUGUGUUGUUCAAUUCCUCUCUUUCUCCUUUUUGCCAUGGGUGAGAAGCAACCUGAGGCAGCACCACAGAUUGUGGGUGCAAAUGGACUCGAUGAUGCUGUGGUGUAUCUCGAGGGUCAUGCAGGUGGGACAGACAGCCCACAAGUUGAUCUGCGGGCUCUCCGCUGGAAGAUCGAUUGCCGGUUGAUGCCCUACAUGUUUUGCUGUUAUGUUUUACAGUUCCUUGACAAGGUGAUGCUGAACUAUGCGGCUGUGAUGGGAAUCAAGAAAGAUUUGAAGCUUGUUGGCAAUGACUUUUCCAAUACUGCCACUUGGUUUUUUAUUGCCUACUUGAUCGCUGAAGUUCCCAAUGUCUACUGUCUGCAAAAAGCACCACCAGCGAAAUGGCUAGGGGGAAAUGUGUUCCUCUGGGGAGUCGCAGCCGCCGCCUCAUCCGGAGCACAGAGCUACAAAGGUCUCCUGGUAGCACGAAUCUUCCUAGGAAUCUUUGAAGCCACAAUUGGUCCGUCGUUGAUGCUGAUUAGCAGCCAAUACUACACUCGAAGUGAGCAAGCUCCUCGAUUUACCGUGUGGUACAUGGGCCUUGGUGUUGCCCAGAUUCUUGGUGGUCUCAUUUCCUUUGGCUUCCAGCAUGUACACCAUGCCUCGAUGGAAGGCUGGCGAAUCAUGUUCCUCGUUCUUGGACUUAUUACCUCUGUGGCUACUUGGCUGUCUGAGAGCGAGAAGGUCGCCCUCCUAGAACAUGUUAGCGAAAACCAGACUGGUGUUUGGAGCACCACCUUGAACUUGAGCCAGAUUUGGGAGGCUGUGUGUGACGUUCAGUUGUGGCUCUUGACUGUGACAACUAUUUUGAUCUCCGUAUCUAGCGGUGUAGUGACCACCUAUUCAUCGACCUUGAUCGCAGGAUUUGGUUUCACGGGACCUAUUUCGGCCCUUCUCAACACGCCGGGCGGCAUCGUCAGUAUCUUUUUCACCCUCCUCGUGGGAUUCGGAAUCCGUCAUACCUCACACCGCUGGGCAUGGAAUGUGCUAUGUACGAUUCCCGGGAUCAUCGGUGGCGGCUUACUGUCCUUCCUCCCGAAGACCAACAAAGCCGGUGUGCUAAUUGGUAUCUAUCUGGUCAACGCAAUUGUCGCCACUCUUCCAAUUCUUUACCAGUGGACUAUGGCCAACUGUGCUGGACAUACCAAGCGCGCAUUUGCUAGUGCACUUGUUGCCGGAUCUUUCUCGGUUGGAAAUAUCAUUGGCCCGCAGACAUUCCAGGCCCGUGAUGCGCCGGAAUACCACCCUGCUAAGAUUGCUGUUCUUGCGACUCAGGCUGCUGCCGCAGUCCUGUCGGUUGUCCUGUUCCUCUAUUAUAUGUGGGAGAAUCGCCGUAGGGAUCAAACCAAGGGAGAAGUUGACAGUACAAUGGUUGAUGAGACGAAGUGGGCUGGGCUCACUGAUAAGCAAAACCCUUCUUUCCGCUAUGUCUACUAGACAUGUGAGGCUAAUCGUUCGGUGUUGUGGUCAAUGAUUCCAAAGUGAACAUGGAAGUUGUUGCGGACAUCACUGGAUGAUACAUGACCUGUACUAUGUGGCAGUUUUGCUGUUGUCUCCGAAACCGCGAAAU
Messenger RNA from Penicillium canescens, 1620 nucleotides. Its product is annotated as putative MFS transporter. Gene Ontology annotation, biological process: transmembrane transport. Gene Ontology annotation, molecular function: transmembrane transporter activity. NCBI's taxonomy places the organism in Eukaryota, Fungi, Ascomycota, Eurotiomycetes, Eurotiales, Aspergillaceae. The record is from RefSeq and is a predicted model, not a curated record. The coding region runs from base 45 to 1487 and encodes 480 amino acids. Gene Ontology annotation, cellular component: membrane. The transcript has 5 exons.